Molecule: messenger RNA, 876 nt
Organism: Acanthoscelides obtectus
Lineage: Eukaryota; Metazoa; Arthropoda; Insecta; Coleoptera; Chrysomelidae
Source: the annotation of a GenBank genome assembly
AUGAACAGACAAUUAUCGCAACAAGAAUGCCUUGCUGAGUUACUGUCUGUUUUCGGCAACGAAGCGCCACAUCAGGCGACAAUUUCCCAUUGGCAUGGAGAAUUCAAACGUGGACGGGUGAGUCUUAGCGACGAACAUAGGGUGGGUGCACCAAAAACGGCAGUGACCCAGAAAAACGUCGAUGCUGUGCGCAAACUCAUCAUUGAAGAUAGACAUGUGACAUAUCGCGAGAUUGAGGCGUUCUUAAAAUUAGUUUCUCGUUGGAUACCCCACCUGUUGACUGAAGAGCAGAAAGCAGCCAGGGUUAAUUGGUGUCAAAAAACGCUUGACCUUUUCAAUUCCGGAAACUCAAAAAAUGUGUACAGCAUUGUUAGUGGUGAUGAAUCGUGGAUUUACUGUGAAGAAAAGCCAACAAAAGUCAUCCGUUCUCGAAGUGAUUCGAAAAAGAUGGUCGCGAUAUUUGUGUCAAAAGCGGGUCAUAUUGCAAUAAUUCCUCGUAAUGAGCAAAGAACUGUUACUACGGAAUGGUAUACCACCAUUUAUUUGCCAAAAGUCAUCACCGAGCUUCGAAAAAUCAACCCCGAAAGAAGAAUCAUCCUCCACCAAGACAAUGCAAGCUCGCACACAGCCCAAAAAACAACGGAAGAAAACGUGGAAUUAUUGGACCAUCCUCCUUAUAGUCCCGAUCUAAGUCAUAACGAUUUCUUUACUUUCCCGAAAAUUGAAAACAGGCUGCGUGGUCAAAGGUUCCAGUCAUCAGAAGAAUCAGUUGACGCAUUCAAAAAUGCCGUUUUGGAUCUGCCAGCAAACGAGUCGUAUAAGUGCUUCGAAAAUUGGUUCGAGUGCAUGCAGAUCCUCACAAUCCCAGAUCACUAA